Molecule: messenger RNA, 3440 nt
Organism: Engraulis encrasicolus (European anchovy)
Lineage: Eukaryota; Metazoa; Chordata; Actinopteri; Clupeiformes; Engraulidae
Exons: 2
Coding region: 692-994 (100 amino acids)
Source: RefSeq, a predicted model, not a curated record
CCUACUUCACAAACUCUCACCCAGUCAUCGGUGGAAGUCAACUGAGUCCAGGUGCGUUUCGGUCAAACACAGUCGCAGGUACAGGUACAGGUAGAGCACAGGUAGAGGAGUGACCAAUCACCUUUUUGGAAUUCUACUGAUAAGAGGCAAGUCUGGAGGACUCCCUCUCUCUCUAUCUCUCUCCUUCACGCGCAGGACAAACUCCCAGGAUCAGGACUUAGCCCCUUAUGGAGCACUGCUGACAGGUGUUGCCUGUUCAAGUUGCACCUAACUUCAAAACCACAGCCCCGCAGGGCUCAUUACAUAGAAGUACACACAACACCAAAUCAACACCACCAACUCCCAACCCUUCAGCAGGAGAUUCAAACGUCUGACUGGACUGUAAGACUAAGACUUUUGGGCUGAGUCAGAGAGAGGCAGACGGGCCGGGGGAAACUCCAAAGACCUCAUCAAGCACGCCAACAAAAGCAACAAAACAAGAACAUCAAACGUCCCCACCCAACAACCAUCCCUGAACCAUCAACAUCAUCCAACCACCCAGCGUCACCAACCACCAAUCACCAACACAGAAACUCCUGCUUAGAGCAUUUUCAAAGCUCCUUCACCCCGGCACCGUCCAACACCAUCACUACUAGCCCUCCUCCGCCACCACCAACACCUACACCACCAGCACCACCACCCCUCCGCCACCAUGAGCAUGAACAUCUCUCUGGAGAACCCGUACGGGAGCGUGACCAUCCCGCGCGCCCAGCUGCGCACCGGCGACGACAACAGCACCGUGAUCAUCAACCCCAUGGCCCUGGACGGCACCAGCUCCAACCCGUACGACGCCUACGGCGCGGAGGGCAAGAACGGAGGGCAGAACCCGCCGCCCUACGGAGGAGGGGCCGCCAACGGCACCGGGGCCGGGUCCGAGGGCGGGUACACCAUCAAGGAGGACGAGGAGCAGGUGGGCCGCUGCUACGCCUGCUGCCGCCGCUGCCGACGGAAGUGAAGUGGACAGACACAGGCUUGAUAGUAGAAGAAAAUCCUGAACCUGAAACUUUUCAAAACGUUUGAGAGAGGAAUAACUAAUGAAUAAUUAUUCUCGAUGAAACAGAAAGGAUUUUUGUUUUCAGAUUUUUUUAGGCAAUAUCAAUACAUUUACUUUACACCGAGAAUAAAACCAUGUAGAAGAAAUGGAGAUAUCAAAACCAGAAAGGUUUUUUUGUCAUCCCACCUCCCCUCCACCCCCCCUUAUAAAUCUCACACUGGAUGGAUGGAUAGCCAACCUAUUGUACAGAAGGGCCCUGAGGAUGCUGAGACCUGAGGAUGCUGGUUAAAGCCUGCACCUCCAAGCAGGCCUGCUGACAACUUUGGUUGGGUCGAGGACGAAGUCAUCCCUAUACUGUACAUACAAUGGAAUGAUAUACCAAUUCUGCCCCAAUUAGCUCCCAGUUGCAGCUUCCCUGCAUCCAAACUUCUUUGUUUUCUUUAAUCGUAACGUCUCGGAUCAAUGGGCUAUGAAGAAGGAUCCAUUGAGGCGAAAUGUCGAGUGAGGGUGACCUUUGGAGGACCCGAGAGAGAGAGAGAGAGAGAGAGGCUUGGACAGAGGCACUAUUCUGGCGAAAUUUGAAAGUCUUCAAAAUAGUAACCCACCUUACCAAGGCCAGGUGCAGACCAAAAGCACAUAUCCCACUCCCACUCGCUCUCUUAUUCAUUCUCUCUCUCUCUCUCUCUCUCUCUCUCUCUCUCUCUCUCUCUCUCUCUCUCUCUCUCUCUCUCUCUCUCUCUCUCUCCCCCCCCACCUCUCUCUCUCUGGAUGACAAAGCCUAAUGCCAAAGGCCUGAAGCCUGCAUUGACACUGUAGCAAAAAAAACCUGCAUUUGUUACGUUGAGUACGGCUGAAUACUGUGCCCCAGCAUCAUGUUUUGUUCUGUUGACUUGUAUUCCAAGCCAAGUCCUUGUUGUCCAAGAGUACAAUGCAUUUUUUUUACAGUAUGAUAGUAUCAUACUUGGCAAGGGUGUUGUGUUACGCUUGAUUGAAGGACCUAAAAGGACCUUUUGUGCCUAUACUCAAGCGAAGAACCUUGCCAUUUUUACCAUGUUGUGAGUGUUAAUUUAUUAGUGUGUGAAUAGGGAACUGCAGUACUUUCCGAUGACACAAGCCUGUCAAGGUCUGUCUUCCAUUGAGGCCAUAAACACAAAUCCUGUUGACAUUGGGGCCAUAUUAUUCUCUGGAAAACCAUGACUUAUGAAUGAAUGAAUGUAUGAAUGAAUGAAUGAAUGAAUGAAUGAAUGAAACAGUGAACUGAAAAGAUGUAUGGAGAAUCGGGAUGACUGGAAGCAACGAUGGAAGGCUCGUCUGAGGACGACCUAGAGAGAUGAAUGAAUGAAUGAAUGAUUGAAUGAAUGACGGUAUCUGUUUUUUUUUCAUGCACAAGCGCUUUUGACUGCCUUUUAAGGUUAGAGGUGAAGAAUGAAGGAAUUUUUAAAGCCUGGUGGUUUCUGGGUGUAUCUUGAUGGAUGGGAGGGAGCUUGUCUCGUACCCCCCUCCCCCUCCCACUCCCCCCACUCUCCCCAACUCCCUCUGUCACCUCUGGACCACACCUCUCUGUCAGCCAUUGAAACCAAGCAAUCCACAUGUCACAUACGUACGUACAUACAUCCGCCCUGAGACCAGAGAUCGUCUGCGGGCCGCUGCAUUCCCUUGUCCUUAAAAGGAUGACGACAAGCUCUCCUGAGAGGGCACACAGACACGACUGACUAUCUGGCUGCUGCUGUCAGUGAAGACUCUCAUCCAUCAUUCACACAGCACAGGAUGUGAUUGGGAACAGAGUGAAAUUCGUUAGCAGCUUGCCUGCCUUAGGGGCUCGAUGAUAUUUCAAUUCAAGAUCAAAGAUUGCCUUUUUUUCUGAAGAGGAACAAUGGCGUGAGGAUCUUCAAGUUUCUCACAGUUUGGCUUCGAUGACUACUAGGCUGUAACUGCCAUAUGGACUGUGUUGACUCUGGUACCCCCAAUAGAAUCUGAACUACGUAACACCAAGACAAACUCCAGUUGUGUCAUGUUGUAUCGCAAAGUCAAAAGGCCUCCAUUGCUGCAUAUGACUUAGUCAUAUCACUCUUUACGUAAAAGACUCUGACUAGCUUUCUGCUAUCACACCUUGGUCAGCGAGCCAAACCUACCUGUGUCUGACACACCUGGAGUUCCACUUUGACUGGGGCAUUCAUGAUUGUAUUUGGACAUGAGUAUAUAACAUUAGAGCGCAAUGUAAUUACAAUGUUGUUCACAUGUUGAUAUAAUAAAUUGAAUAGCUUUGACACAAUACAAUCCCAAGUAGAGACUGUAGUUAGUGCUAUUCUACAGUGCAUGCUUAAAGCUGAAUACUAUAAUUAUCUUCUGAAACCGAUUGUUCCAUUCAUUGCUAUGGAUUUCUUAAGAGUACUGCUCACGUAUGACU